CCGGCCUCAGUUUCCUAAGUGCUGGGAUUACAGGCUGCACCACCAUGCCCAGCUACCCAAACUUUAAUCAUUUCAGCCUGGUGGUAUCACAUGAUGGAUCUGAGAGCUAGAUUCUAGGAUCUUACGUAUGAAAUAAACCACUGUAUCUGGGAACUACAGUCUACCUUUGGAAACACAGAAGAGGGUAUAAGCGCUGAAAGACCCACUAAGGACCUGGAAGAUGGCCUUUUCCAUGGGUGCUGGAGCAUCUUCCAGGAAAGAAACAGAGGCUGACUUUUCUGUUGACACCUUUAGCUGGAAAAUUCCCAUCAAUCACAGUGACUUCACAAUUUUAAAAAAUCACGAGAGUCGGCUGUCUGAAGUCCUGCAGAAUAAGUUUGGCUGUCUCUCCACCCUGAUCUCUCCAGCCUUGAAAGGUCACAGCCAGCUUCUUGCUCAGAAAGUCUUCAGUAAAAGGUUGAGCCCUAGACUGGAGUUGUCUGUGUGGAAAGAUGACCUCACCAGACAUGCUGUUGAUGCAGUGGUGAAUGCAGCCAAUGAAGACCUUCUGCAUGGGGGAGGCCUGGCUGGGGCCCUGGUGAGAGUUGGAGGCCGUGAAAUCCAAGAGGAGAGCAGAAGGUUUGUGGUCAGAUAUGGUAAGGUACCAGCUAGUGAGAUAGCUAUCACUGGAGCAGGGCAGCUUCCCUGUAACCUGAUUAUCCAUGCUGUUGGGCCCCAGUGGAAGGCAAAGGAUGCACAGAGAUGUAUUGAUAAAUUGCAUAGGGUCGUUGCCAGAAUUCUGAAGUAUGUGACCUAUGAAAAUACAACAAUUAAGACAAUUGCAAUUCCAGCCCUGAGCUCUGGAAUUUUUCAGUUUCCUCUGGAUUUGUGUACAAAGACUAUUUUACAAACUAUUGAGUGGUAUUUUCGAGAGAUGCCAUUGCUUAGUAAUUUGGAAGAAAUUCACCUGGUAAGCAAUGAGGACCUUACUGUGGCUGCCUUGAAAACUGCUUCAGAAGUCUUCCUAGGGGAGAAUGAGCUGGGCCCAUGGAUGAGUCAAGAAACCACUCCUCCUGUCAAUAUUCAAACAGUUCAGGGCCAGACCCUGCAGACUGUCCAGGGCCACAUUGAACAGCAGAUGGCUUCCAGUGCUGAGAUGACAAAGGAAUCCAAGAUGCUGAGUCCCACCAGUCACAAUGUCCCCCACCAGUGGAGCAGAGGAAAUGGACUUGAAGAUGGAUCCCCUGGAGUCAAUCUUAUGGGAUUCAACCUGGAAGAGAUGCAUGAGGCUGAAGCCUGGAUCCAAAAGAUCCUGACCUCCCGGGACCACCACGUUAUUGAGAACAAUCUCAUUCUGUACCUUGGCAAAAAGGAACAUGAAUUUUUGUCUGACCUUCAAACAACCUCACGUGUCUGCAUCUUAGAAGUUAUCCAUCCGGAGAAGGCAAAAUUGGAGAUUAAAGGAGCUCAGGCUGACUGCAUUGAGGUGGUUAUGAAGAUUGAACAUAUGCUAUGUGACGUUCAGGAGGAAAUAAUAAGAAAAAAGGAGCAAGGCCUUCAGAGCUUGUCAGGACAAUGGACUGAUCAGCAAGGAAAACCACAAGAUGAAGUGAAUGAAGUGAUCUUGUUCCAGCGAUUGCCAGUGCUUUUAACACAAGAACUUGAGGAUCAAAAGAAACAGUUUAAAAAACAUGGUUUGCUGGUUAUAAAGGUGGAGAAGAUAGACAACCCGGUUCUUAUGGCUGCCUUCCAAAGAAAGAAGAGACUUAUGGAAGAGAGAACACACAGGCAGUCCGUGAGCCGCAGGCUGUUUCAGCAAGUCCCACGUGGGCUCUGCAGUGCGGUUUGCAGAAUUGGUUUCCAGAGAUUGUACUCUGUGCCCUGUGAAAUCAUGACCACCCCAGGAAAAGAGAACUUCCGCCUGAAAAGUUACAAGAACAAAUCUCUAAAUCCGGAUGAGAUGCGCAGAAGGAGAGAGGAAGAAGGAUUGCAACUACGAAAGCAGAAAAGAGAGGAACAGUUAUUCAAGCGGAGAAAUGUUGCUACAGCAGAAGAAGAAACAGAAGAGGAAGUUAUGUCAGAUGGUGGCUUUCAUGAGGCCCAGAUCAAUAACAUGGAGAUGGCACCAGGUGGUGUUAUUACUUCUGAUAUGAUUGAGAUGAUAUUUUCUAAUAGCCCGGAGCAACAGCUUUCUGCAACACAGAAAUUCAGAAAACUUCUUUCAAAAGAACCUAACCCUCCUAUUGAUGAAGUUAUCAGCACACCAGGAGUAGUGGCCAGGUUUGUGGAAUUCCUCAAACGAAAAGAGAAUUGUACACUGCAGUUUGAAUCAGCUUGGGUACUGACAAAUAUUGCUUCAGGAAAUUCUCUUCAGACCCGGAUUGUGAUUCAGGCAGGAGCAGUGCCCAUCUUCAUAGAAUUGCUCAGCUCAGAGUUUGAAGAUGUCCAGGAACAGGCAGUCUGGGCUCUGGGCAACAUUGCUGGAGAUAGUACCAUGUGCAGGGACUAUGUCUUAGACUGCAAUAUCCUUCCUCCUCUUUUGCAGUUAUUUUCAAAGCAAAACCGCCUGACCAUGACCCGGAAUGCAGUGUGGGCUCUGUCUAAUCUCUGUAGAGGGAAAAGUCCACCUCCAGAAUUUGCAAAGGUUUCCCCUUGUCUAAAUGUGCUUUCCUGGUUGCUUUUUGUCAACGACACUGAUGUAUUGGCUGAUGCCUGCUGGGCCCUCUCGUAUCUAUCAGAUGGACCCAAUGAUAAAAUUCAAGCAGUCAUUGAUGCAGGAGUAUGUAGGAGACUUGUGGAGCUGCUGAUGCAUAAUGAUUAUAAAGUGGUUUCUCCUGCUUUGCGGGCUGUGGGAAACAUUGUCACAGGGGAUGAUAUUCAGACACAGGUAAUUUUGAAUUGCUCAGCUCUUCAGAGUUUAUUGCAUUUGCUGAGUAGCCCUAAAGAAUCUAUCAAAAAGGAAGCAUGCUGGACAAUAUCCAACAUCACAGCUGGAAAUAGGGCACAGAUCCAGACUGUGAUAGAUGCGAACAUUUUCCCAGCCCUCAUUAGUAUAUUACAAACUGCUGAGUUUCGAACAAGAAAAGAAGCUGCUUGGGCCAUCACAAAUGCAACAUCUGGAGGGUCAGCUGAACAAAUUAAGUACCUAGUAGAACUGGGUUGCAUCAAGCCGCUCUGUGAUCUUCUCACUGUCAUGGACUCUAAGAUUGUACAGGUUGCAUUAAAUGGCUUGGAAAAUAUCUUGAGGCUUGGAGAACAAGAAGCCAAAAGAAAUGGCAGUGGCAUUAACCCUUACUGUGCUUUGAUUGAAGAAGCUUAUGGUCUGGAUAAAAUUGAGUUCCUACAGAGUCAUGAAAACCAGGAGAUCUACCAGAAGGCCUUUGAUCUUAUUGAGCACUAUUUUGGGACCGAAGAUGAAGACAGCAAUAUUGCUCCCCAGGUUGACCUUAGCCAGCAGCAGUACAUCUUCCAGCAGUGUGAGGCUCCUAUGGAAGGUUUCCAGCUUUGAAGCGAUACUCUGCUUUUGUGUUCCUGUGUCAGACCAGGCUACCCAGUCGAGUUCUCUUGUGGAGCCUACAGUCCUCAUGGAGCUAACUUCUCGAAUGUUUUCCAUAAUACUGUUUGCGCUCAUUUGCUUGCCUUGCGCACCUGCUCUCUUACACAUCUGGAAAACCUCUGGCUCUCUGUGGUGGAAUACCCUUGUAAUAAAAGGGUAACCAGAAUGGCCCACUCUUACAGAAAAAUCCGUAGGCUUUGGAGAUCCGCACUUACGUUAGAGUCACGGGAAUGUACACUAAUGUGGCUCCCUUUUUUGUGGGGGAAAAAAGAGGACUCCUCCUCAUUCCCUUUAAAGUGGGGGAAAAAUACUGACAUUAAAAGAUAAAACUAAACCUUCAUCUUGAAUUUCAUGUAACUACUUGCAACAAGGGAGAUAUUUAGACCUGUUGUGUGUACUUCAGAGUACUUUUUUGAGUUCUUCCACAGUGAACCCUUGGAUUACCUGGUGGCUUUUUCUAGCCAAAUUUGCAUUAAUCCUUACUGAGAUUGGGUGGUUUUCUCUUCUCUAUCGGUACCAUUCUUCAGAUGUUAAAAGUUAAACCAUCCAGUCCUCACCUUCAGCCUUCAGUGAAUGUGCUUUCUAGUUGUCAGGAAUGCUGAAGAAUUAACACUUUGACUCUUAAAUAUAAUACUGGUUUGCAGAUUCCUUAAAAGCAGAAAGGAGAGGAGCACAUAUUAAUGUGUAUGGCUUUUGCUUCUCUUUGGUCUUACAUGUUUUAGGAUUUGGAAGUGGUUCAGUUCCAUUGCUAGUAUGAAGAUUUAGAGUCUUUAGUAAUCAAAACACAUAUCCUAGAAAAGUAAGAAAACAACCCUUCAGUUUUCCUAUACUCAACCAGUGUGACUAGAGGCUGUGUUUCUGCAAUACAAAAAAAAUGUUUCAGGCUGGGCUGGAGAUUUAGCUCAGUGGCACCAUGCCUGUCUCACAAUCGCAAGGUCCUGAGUUCGAUCCCCAGUACCAAAAAAGUUUCAGGCUUUAUGGUCCUGAUCAAGGUCCUCAGUAAAUUGGUGUUUACUGUGGGUACUUUUCCCUUCUGUGGCUGGCAGAUAACACUUUUAAAGGUUACUUACUGGUUUUUAUUCCUUUUAGUUGCAGCUUGAUUCUAAUAUAGUUAUGCUACAUGAUCCCUGUAAUGUAGCAUCCUUAUCUUAAAAAAAUCUCAGCAUGACCUGCUUAUCCCAAAUAAGAGCAGUGAUCUUUCUUUAAUAACCUCAUUAUUCCCUCAGUGUUUUUUUCAUAUGCUGGUACCCUAGCCCACUCCCAGUAAAACCAGAGUCCACCUUCUGGCUCGUUUAAUGAUGACUGCAAUCUCUACCUGUAAAUGGCGCUUCCAGUACUCUGUUCACUGAUCUACAUUUGUACUUGGACUGGACUGAAAAAAUAAGCUUAAUUGCCAAGAGAACUGCAAAUGAGUUCAAUAUGACCUUUUGGUGCUAGUUGGCCAUCAUGAUUCAAUGUUGGGAUAUACUGUCAGAGAAGAUUUUUUGAUGAUCUGUUCAAAAUGAAUUCUAAAGGAAAAGUUGCUCACUUUUGUUUCAGAGCGUAUCCUUUUAAACCUCCUUAGAACUUAUAUUCUUCUAGAAUCAUUAUAAUCCCAAAGUGUAAAAACUAUCUGGAAUUGCCCCUGACAAGCUGUUAUUCAUCUCUGGUAAAUCCUGCUGAGUGUAAGGGAUUUUCAGAGCUUUCAUACCUCAUCAUGAUAUUUAAGCAGCCAACUUAUGUGACCUGAUUAAACUUCUAAAAAAAAAAUCCACUUCAUUCAAAGUAGAAAGAUUCAAAGACAAAGGACAUUUAUCAGCCAGGAGUGUGAUGCUUUCUUCGCCUCCAGUCUAGUUGUGUCUGUGCUCGGAUGGAUACCGUCUGAUGUUUAUUGUUACUGGUGGAGCAGCCACUGCAGAACUUGUCAGCUCCAUACUGUUACUUUUUCUAGUGCUGCUUUGUGCUGAGAGAACAUUUUAGUUUACUGCACUUGACCUGUAAAAGACUUUGAUUCUUUGUAAUUUUAGGGAUAAAUUAGGUGGUUAAUUUAAAGAACUUUCAAUGUUGCCUUUACAUCACAUUAAAAUAUAACUUCUUUCAGGAAGGUAAUAGAGCACUGAUUCAUAGUAAAAAUCUUGUUUUUAGCUUUGACUUUUUUUGUGGCUUUUUUUUUAAAUUGUAAAUUACUGGUAACGUCAUUUCUAUAGAAUGUUUUAAAUUAUGUACCUUCUAUUAGUUAAAUUUUUUUAUUUUAUAAAUCAAUUUAAAUGGAUAAAACUAUAAAGCACAUUAAGUUGUCUUCUCACAUUAGUAAGAGUAGCAUACAAUGGGAAUUUUUGCUGACAAUUACAGGUAUCUCAAUGAAUGAAUUAAAACAAAGUCCACUUAACUGGUGUGAUCUAUUUUGUCUAAAACAAAAGAAUUUCUCUUGCUCCUGGUCCUAGAAGUUCAUGAACCUUUAGAUCUGAACUAAACUUUUUGUUUUUAUAAUAAAAUGAUUUUUUAAGUAUAAAUAUUAGAAUUGAUUAAAGUUAGAUCCCAGCUUAAUUUGUAUGUGCUGGAACAUGGUACUGGUAAAGCAGUCUUGUAGAAAUGGUAUUGUAAAGGGGAGCUAUAAAUUGUUUUUAGUUUUCUGCUAAUAGUUUCUCAAUUUAUUGAAUACAUUUAUUACAAGGUGUUUCUCAUACAAAAAUGUUAAUUUCAACACAAGAAAGCUUGUGGUUUCAUAUAUUUAUUGGAAAAAAUGUAGCUUUGUUUUUCCUUCUGUUUUUUCCCCCCUCUUCCUUCAGAAUUUCAAAGCAUAGCUUUGUAAUGAAGCACACUUGACAUCAGAAGGAACAGCAGGCAGACAUGGCAGCAUGGACCAGACAUCAGGGAGGGUACUGACGGUGCACACAAAGAAAGGGGCUGAUGAGGCAGAGCUCUCUAGAGAGCACUUUAUGUUCCUGUCAAGACCCUUUUUAGAGGCCAGGGAUUUAGCUCAGGGGUUCCGCUGCAAGUCCAAGGUACCAAGUUUGAUCCCUGGUACC
Fukomys damarensis (Damara mole-rat) is the source of this 6543-nucleotide messenger RNA. RefSeq names its product karyopherin subunit alpha 1 (gene Kpna1). The record is from RefSeq and is a predicted model, not a curated record. Lineage: Eukaryota; Metazoa; Chordata; Mammalia; Rodentia; Bathyergidae. Gene Ontology annotation, biological process: NLS-bearing protein import into nucleus; postsynapse to nucleus signaling pathway. The transcript is spliced from 21 exons. The coding region runs from base 221 to 3487 and encodes 1088 amino acids. Gene Ontology annotation, cellular component: cytoplasm; nucleus; nucleoplasm. Gene Ontology annotation, molecular function: nuclear import signal receptor activity; protein binding.